Molecule: messenger RNA, 756 nt
Organism: Symbiodinium sp. CCMP2592
Lineage: Eukaryota; Dinophyceae; Suessiales; Symbiodiniaceae
Source: the annotation of a GenBank genome assembly
AUGCAGACCCUGGAGGCCCCUCAAGCUUUGAUCAUCUCGGAGUUCUGCUCUGGUGGGACUGUCUUUGCCUUGCUCCAUCAGCGCCGCGAUUUGUCGCUUCCUUGGCCUCAGCGGCUCCCGAUUGCCUUGGACGUGGCGAAGGGGAUGAACUUCCUCCAUCGGCGGCAGGUCGUGCACAGAGACUUGAAAUCGCUGAACUUGCUCCUGGCCUGCCCGAUCCGUGGCUCCGAUGAUGUUCCCGCCGUGAAGGUGUCAGACUUUGGCCUGUCGCGGGCCUUCCCCGCCGCAAGCCAUCACACACAUGAGGCCAUGAUGACCAAUGGUGCCGGAACGUACCACUGGAUGGCUCCGGAGGUCCUGUCUGGCCAAGGCUACGACGAAAAAGUCGAUGUCUACUCGUAUGGCAUUUGCCUUUUCGAGCUCAUCACCCGGCGCAUCCCGUACGAGGGGUCAGGUUUGGAGCCGGUAUCCAUCGCGGUGGCCGUCAGCAGGGGCAAGCGGCCGGACGUGGCCUUCAUCCCCGAGGACACCCCCGCCGACCUUCGCUUCACCAUGAAAUGUUGCUGGGCACACCGUUCCAGCGGUCGUCCAGGUUUCGAUACGAUCCUGGAGACUCUGAAGCUCGUCAAGUCCACGAGGCUUCCAUGGCCCAGAGGAAUCGCAUUCUUGCAAAGCCAGUUCUGUAAUCACCACAGCUGCAGGGAAGAAAGCUGCUUCAAGCAUCAAGUGAUACCGGGAGCCAGUGCUAAGCCGUGA